Cornus florida is the source of this 951-nucleotide messenger RNA. RefSeq names its product receptor kinase-like protein Xa21. The record is from RefSeq and is a predicted model, not a curated record. Lineage: Eukaryota; Viridiplantae; Streptophyta; Magnoliopsida; Cornales; Cornaceae. Gene Ontology annotation, molecular function: protein binding. Bases 1 to 951 code for a protein of 316 amino acids. The transcript is spliced from 4 exons.
AUGAAUGCCAUGGACAACACCAGUUGCUUCCUUUUUUCCAUCUCAUUGCUAGUAAGUUUUUUCAUCGUUUGCUUGUCUACCUCCAUCACAAACUUGACCACUGAUCAAUUUGCUCUUCUUGCAGUCAGAGACCCUAUCACUCGCAACCCUGAAGAUGUAUUGGCUAGUAAUUGGUCCACCACUAGCUUAGUUUGCAAUUGGGUUGGUGUCUCAUGUGGUCUUAGGCACCACAGAGUCACAGCCUUGAAUCUCUCUCGUAUGGGUCUCCAAGGCACCAUCGCUCCACAUCUUGGAAAUCUCGCAUUCCUCGUGUCACUCGACAUCAGUCACAACAAUUUCUAUGGCUAUGUACCUCAAGAGUUGGCUCGUUUGCAUCAAAGGAAAUCCGUGUGCAAUACAACUACUUCAGUGGAGAGGGAGCUCCAAAUUUUAUCAUUGUCAUUGAAUGGCUUUAAUGGCGGCAUACCUAGAGAAAUUGGCAGCCUACAUAUGCUCAAGGAGUUAUAUCUUGGUAGAAACAACUUGAAAGGUGUUAUUCCAUCAGAGAUAGGUAAUCUUCAAAGUUUGGAAGUAAUGAACUUAAUCGAUAGCUCUCUAACAGGGUUCAUCCCAUCUUCAAUCUUCAAUAUUUCUUCUCUGAAAAUAAUUAAUUUCUCAAACAAUAGCCUGUCUGGAAGUUUUCCUGUACAUAUGUGCAACCAUCUCCCUAAACUUGGUGGACUUUAUCUUUCUCGGAAUCAACUUAACAUGCAAAUUCCAUCUAAUUUAUACAAAAGCAGGGAGCUCCAAAGUUUAUCAUUGUCAAUCAAUAGCUUUAAUGGCUGUAAACCUAGAGAAAUUGGCAACUUGACUAUCCUCAAUGAAUUAUAUCUUGAUGAAAACAACUUGGAAGGUACUUUACCAGAUGAGAUUGGUAACCUUAGUCUUGAGAUGUCUUUGGAAAUAGCUUAA